AUGUGUAAAUUAGUUUUGAUAUUGCUAAUUCUGACAAUAAGACUGUCUUUGUCAUUUUCAAUGAAUGAUUCUAAUUGUGAAGGGAAAAAAGAUUCAUAUGAAUUAAAGUUAAAUAAAGAUGACUUGGAUGUGGUUAAAUUUGCCGAAGAUGGUUGGAACAAAUUAGUCGCUGAAGGAAGAACCAGAGGAGUCAACAGUAGAGGCAAUUUGUAUGUUAAUUGUGUGCGAGUUCAAGUUAUAGACACUGAAAGAAAAUAA
Messenger RNA from Cotesia congregata, 258 nucleotides. The record is from the annotation of a GenBank genome assembly. Lineage: Eukaryota; Metazoa; Arthropoda; Insecta; Hymenoptera; Braconidae.